Molecule: messenger RNA, 468 nt
Organism: Lathyrus sativus (Indian pea)
Lineage: Eukaryota; Viridiplantae; Streptophyta; Magnoliopsida; Fabales; Fabaceae
Source: the annotation of a GenBank genome assembly
AUGAUGAAAUUAGUGUUAAAGUUGGAGAUACAUGACGACAAAAUCAAGCAAAAAGCUCUGAAAGCAGUUUCUAGCCUUUCAGGGGUUGAGUCAGUUUCAGUGGAUAUGAGAGACAUGAAAUUAACUGCAACCGGAGAUAUUGAUCCAGUAAAACUAGUGGCUAAGCUAAGGAAGUUUUGUCAUGCUGAAAUCAUCUCGAUUGGACCAGCUAAAGAGGAAAAGAAAGAAGAACCUAAAAAGAAGGAAGAUGAUAAGAAAGAUUCAACAAAAACAACUAUUAUUGAUCCUUUGAUGUUCUAUGGUACACAUGCUUAUUACAAUCAUCAGAUGAAAUCACAAUACAGUCCUUAUCACGUUCCACAUGCUUAUUACAAUCAUCAGAUGAAAUCACAAUACAGUCCUUAUUACGUUCAACAAUACAGUGCCGUAGCCGUUGAAGAAGAUCCUAAUGCUUGUGCUAUCAUCUAA